Messenger RNA from Pseudoliparis swirei, 1571 nucleotides. It is a transcript of the gene popdc1, whose product is annotated as blood vessel epicardial substance. The record is from RefSeq and is a predicted model, not a curated record. Gene Ontology annotation, molecular function: cAMP binding. Lineage: Eukaryota; Metazoa; Chordata; Actinopteri; Perciformes; Liparidae. Bases 114 to 1202 code for a protein of 362 amino acids. The transcript is spliced from 8 exons. Gene Ontology annotation, cellular component: sarcolemma.
GGUCCAGCCUGAAGUCACCAGCAGUGUAUCCAGUAUUUCACAGACAUCCUUCCACCUACUUUGCUGCACCACUGGCUGCUGCUGUAUCGUUUUCAAGGUGACCCUGCUGCAAGAUGUCUUCUACCCCAGAGCUGCACCCCCUGCUCUUCACCACGUUGUCCCCCUUCCCCCCGGCCACUUCAGGAAUCCAGGCUGCAGCGCUCAAUGCCACCUCUUGUGAGGAGUGGGAGCAGACCCACCACCUCCUCUUUCAUCUGGCGAGCCUGUCCCUGUUGUUGGGCCUGGGCAUCCCCACUACCCUUGGCCUGCACAUGAUCCUGUUACGCCUCCUCUUGAUGACAGGAUGUGGUCUCUUCAUUGUGUGGGCGACUCUGUAUAGGUGCAACCUGGAUGUGAUGGUUUGGAAUGUGGUAUUUCUGGUGAUCAACUUCAUGCACUUGUUCUUCCUCCUGUACAAGCGCAGACCGAUUAAGAUCGACAGGGAGUUGCGGUCAGUCUACAAGCGGAUGUUUGAGCCCCUCCAUGUGCGGGAAGCUUUGUUUCAGAGGCUCACAGGGCAGUUCUGCACCAUCCAGACACUUAAGAAGGGCCAGGUCUACGCUGCUGAGGAUAAAACCUCUGUAGAUGAACGCCUCAGCAUUCUCCUCAAGGGAAAGAUGAAGGUAUCGUAUCGAAGUCAUUUUCUUCACAACAUCUAUACCAAUUCAUUCAUUGACUCUCCAGAGUUCAGGUCCACUGAGAUGCACAGAGGAGAGAAGUUUCAGGUGACCAUCAUGGCAGAGGAGAACUGUAAAUUCCUGUGUUGGUCUCGAGAGAGGCUCACCUACUUUCUGGAGUCAGAUACUUUCCUAAAUGAGGUAUUCAGGUACCUCAUUGGCAAAGACAUCACCAACAAACUGUACUCUCUGAAUGACCCCACACUCAGUGACAAGGCGGUGAAGAAGAUGGACCGUCAGCCCAGCCUUUGCUCUCAGCUGUCUAUGAUGCAGAUGAGGAACAGCAUGGCGAGCAGCAGCGACACUGAUGAUGUCCUUAACCAGAUCCUACGAGGAGGUUCUGCUGGAUCAUCACUCCAAAAAUCCCCUGACACCAAGAACUCCUCAAAGAUGAAGCCCAUCGAAGAAGGCAUGGAAGAUGAUGUUUUUGAAGAAUCUUCAUCCAAGUCUCACCGUAUACCCAGCACUUCCACUGAGGAAGUGUAACCAGCAGGCGAAGAAUACACAAGAUCAAAUGAAUGCACAUCUUAUUUAGCAACAACUACAAUUUGAUCGAAGAAUUUUCUUUUUCAAAUCCACUAGAAAUAACUUCAGAGAUUGCUCCAGGGAUCCUGGCUUGCCCUCAGAGCUGCCAUAGACCACCAUCGAGCUAGCACCCUCUCUCAGUCUCAGACUGAGAGCUGACUCCUUUUUUUAUUAUUAUUUAAGAACAAUACUAACAAACAACUCUUUGCACAUCUCCAACUCACUCUCUUUUUCUUGCUGAUUUGAGAGAAUAUAAUUUGUGUUUGGUAGAUUAUGUCUCUGUUGUAACAAUGCUUCUCUUGACAAUAAAUUGUAUACCAUUGGAAAGCC